AUGGCAGUCACUGAGGUCGGCUGUAUGGGCGUCGAACCUUCACUUGAUGUCACGAACGACAAUACAUCAGAAGGUCAGAUUCUGACCAAGCUAUACAACUAUAUUAUUACCGCACCUGGAGGCCCACUUGGGGUGUAUUGGGGCCUCGAGGCUGAGAAUCCGACUUACCUUUGGGCAUUUUUUGACUGGGACUCGAUUGAGGAUCACGAGAACUUUGCCAGAACUCUUGGCCAGGAAGCCGUAAAGCAUAUGUCGAAAAUCCUCAAUCGCGGCUUUUUCACAAAACACGUUGAGGCCACACCAUCUUUAUCCGUUGCUUUGCAGUCUCCUGUAACGGAGAUUAUCUUGGCCUAUUUUGACCCGAGUAUUUCACCAACUAAGAGAGAUUCAGCUAUUGGAUAUCUCAAAAGUCUCGAAGACGAAGACCUCAAGAGCCUCUCAGGUAUCCAGGCAUUGAGCUUCGGGUGGGGGGUGGAGAACGACUUUCCGUUAAGAGGUGGAUCGGACGAUCAGAAAGCAUCUAUUCUCACAUCCUUCAUUGGACUUGAUGGUACUGGUGCACAAAGGAAGUUGAGAGACUCGUUUGUAUUUGAGAAGCUUUUACGCUUGUUGCGGAGCGUGGAGGGGAUCAUCAAGGUGGAAACUUUCUCUCUCAGUUUACGAACCUUGGUCAGGAAUACGGAGACAAGAGAGUUUUAA
Messenger RNA from Penicillium subrubescens, 699 nucleotides. RefSeq lists its product as uncharacterized. The transcript is spliced from 2 exons. NCBI's taxonomy places the organism in Eukaryota, Fungi, Ascomycota, Eurotiomycetes, Eurotiales, Aspergillaceae. The record is from RefSeq and is a predicted model, not a curated record. The coding region runs from base 1 to 699 and encodes 232 amino acids.